Molecule: messenger RNA, 2211 nt
Organism: Rhinichthys klamathensis goyatoka
Lineage: Eukaryota; Metazoa; Chordata; Actinopteri; Cypriniformes; Leuciscidae
Gene: pigt
Product: phosphatidylinositol glycan anchor biosynthesis, class T
Exons: 12
Coding region: 40-1959 (639 amino acids)
Biological process (GO): attachment of GPI anchor to protein
Cellular component (GO): GPI-anchor transamidase complex
Source: RefSeq, a predicted model, not a curated record
CAUCCAGGAAGUGUUGCCGCGAGAGAAACCAUAGCAAAAAUGGCAGCGCACAGGUGCGGUUUGUCUCCUGUAAUCAUUUUGAUUGUUUUUAGUUUAACUCACCCCAGUAGCUGUGACACGCUUGAAAAAUCAAACGAUAAUACAGGAGAAAAACAGAGCGUAUCAGACGCUCUGCGUGAAGUGAAUGCCGAUGAAAGCAUCGCUGGAGAGAAAACGAAUGAAAGGCAAUGGCAGUCGACUGAUGUUGAGCUGGACAGAAGCGAUGGCACGAAAGACAGCGAAUCUUUUAGACUAGCACCGGCGAAAGAUCAGUUUGAGGAGGAGCUGGUCAUCCGGCCCCUGCACUCCGGGGACAUUUAUGCCAGCUUCCAGUUCCGCACACUAUGGGAUACUGACUUCCUGCAAGAGGGACAGAAAGUUUCUCACUACCGGCUGUUCCCCAAAUCCCUCGGCCAAGUGCUGUCCAAGUUUUCAGUGCGAGAGCUGCACAUCUCCUUCACGCAGGGCUUCUGGAGGACCAUGCAGUGGGGGCAGCCCUUCAUCCCCUCUCCACCUGGAGCAGAGCUGUGGGUCUGGUUCCAUCACACAGUCAGCGAUGUGGAUGGAAACUGGAAGGAGCUUACCAACGUCCUCUCUGGAAUCUUCUGUGCGUCUCUGAACUUCAUUGACCUGACCAACACAGUACAGCCCAGUGCUUCUUUUAAACCGCUGGGUCUGGGGAAUGCUACAGAUCACCGUUUUCUACGAUAUGCCACAUUACCACGUGAAAUCGUGUGCACUGAGAAUCUGACACCCUGGAAGAAACUUCUCCCUUGUGGUUCUAAGGCAGGUCUGGCUGUUCUUAUGAAGUCAGAGAAGCUGUUUCACAGCAGUUUCCACUCUCAGGCAGUUCACAUCAGACCUGUCUGUCAGGAUGAGCAAUGCACAAGUAAAGCAUGGGAGCUGAGACAAACUCUCAAUGUUGUGUUUGAUCUCUACACUUCAGGCCAAGGCAAAAAGGAGUGGUCCCUGUUUAAGAUGUUUUCUCGAACACUGACAGAGGCAUGUCCUCUUGCUUCUUCUAGUAAAGUCUAUGUGGACAUCACAGACAACCCUGAGGGGGAGCUGUUUGAGUUGAGUCCUGCCACUCCUCUGCUCAGCCAAGCUGUAGUGCUGGGGGAUCGCAGGACAUAUUCGGUAUAUGACCUGACCAGAGCUGAGACGUUCGGCCAGUUACGGUCACUCAAUCUCCUACUGCGCUGGAAAGGGGACAGCGGUGAUAUGCUGCGUCCUCUGCUUCAUGCAGAGCGGUACGUGGCUGGUUUUGGGCUGCAGACAGGGGAAAUUCACACAGUCAUCCAUAAUAACCACCCAUAUCGGGCUUUUCCUGUACUGCUGAUGGAUUCAGUGCCCUGGUAUCUGCAGCUGUACAUUCACACCCUGACAGUCACCAGCAAGUCCCGUGAUAACAAACCCAGUUACAUUCACUACCAGCCCGCUAAAGACCGCCAUCGUCCUCAUCUACUGGAGAUGCUGAUCCAGUUACCGCCUCACUCGAUGACAGAGGUCACGGUACAGUUUGAAAGGGCCCUGCUCAAAUGGACCGAGUACACCCCUGAUCCCAACCACGGCUUCUACGUUGGGUCCUCUGUGGUCAGCGCCCUUGUGCCAAGUAUGGUUGCAAUGAACACCAACUUCACACAAGACCAACCGUUGUUUAGCAGUUUUGUCCCAGUUAAAGAAGAAUCGAGCUACUUUGUGCGAGUGUACACCGAACCCCUGCUGGUAAAUCUACCCACGCCUGACUUCAGCAUGCCCUACAACGUCAUCUGCCUCACCUGCACAGUGGUCGCGGUCGGCUACGGCUCCUUUUACAACUUGCUGACCCGCACGUUCCAGGUGGAUGAACCGAGUCCACCGCUCGCCAAACGGUUGGCCAACCUCGUUCGUCGCAUAAGAGGAGUGCCACUGCUGACCUGACUGCCGAGAGCAGGUCUGAUGCCUGAAAUGUCCAUAUUAAGCAGCUGAGAGAAUCAGGACUCUAAACAGCAUCUGAUGGAGUUUAAAGAUGCUUUUCAGCCCUGGAACGACUCGAUGCCAAGUGACUGUUGUUGUGAACUUUUGUUGAACAAGUGAGCUUCCAAGACAGAUGGAUUAGCCACCUUUUUAUGUUUUGUUUUGUGAGUCACAUAAGCAAAGAUUAGCCACCUUUUUAUGUUUUUUUGAGGGUUU